CUCUCUCUCUCUCUCUCUCUCAACAUCAACUCUUGCGACGAGAUAGCAAACAUGGCUUUGCUCUCUGCACUGGCGACGGAGAUAUUCAUCCCUGCCGGCGCCGUCGUUGGGAUAGUAUUCUCUCUGGUCCAGUGGUUCCUGGUCUCGCGCGUCAAGCUCACGCCGGAGCAGCGCGCAUUGCCCGACGACAGCGACGACAGGAAGAAUGGCUUCAGCGACGGCCUCAUUGAAGAAGAAGAGAGCAUCAACGAGCACAUCGUACUCUCCAGGUGCGGCGAAAUACAGCGCGCCAUAUCGGAAGGUGCGACAUCUUUUCUAUUUACCGAGUAUCAGUAUGUUGGAGUUUUCAUGAUUGCCUUUGCAAUGUUGAUCUUCCUGUUUCUUGGUUCUGUUGAGGGCUUCAGUACUAAGAGCCAGCCUUGCACUUAUGACCCAUCAAGGAUGUGCAAGCCUGCGCUUUACACUGCCAUCUUCAGUACAGUAUCGUUCUUGCUUGGUGGUUUCACCUCAAUCCUAUCUGGCUACCUUGGAAUGAAGAUCGCGACUUAUGCUAAUGCAAGGACGACUUUGGAAGCAAGAAAGGCGUUGGGAAAGCAUUUAUUACCGCAUUCAGGUCUGGUGGUAAUGGGCUUUCUACUUGCUUCCAAUGGUCUUUUGGUACUUUUUGUCACCAUCAAUCUCUUCAAGUUGUAUUAUGGAGAUGAUUGGGAAGGUCUUUUUGAGGCUAUUACUGGCUAUGGUCUUGGUGGAUCUUCCAUGGCUCUAUUUGGAAGAGUUGGUGGUGGCAUUUACACCAAGGCUGCCGAUGUUGGAGCUGAUCUUGUUGGGAAGGUUGAGAGAAACAUACCUGAAGAUGAUCCAAGAAACCCAGCUGUAAUUGCUGACAAUGUUGGUGAUAACGUUGGAGAUAUUGCUGGAAUGGGGUCUGAUCUUUUUGGCUCAUAUGCUGAAUCUUCCUGUGCUGCACUUGUUGUUGCGUCCAUCUCCUCUUUUGGGAUUAACCACGACUUCACUGCAAUGUGCUAUCCCCUGUUAAUUAGUUCUGUAGGCAUCCUUGUCUGCUUGCUCACGACACUCUUUGCCACUGACUUUUUUGAAAUUAAGUCUGUGAAAGAAAUUGAGCCGGCAUUGAAGAGGCAACUCAUCAUCUCGACUGCCUUAAUGACUGUGGGAAUUGCUAUAGUCACUUGGAUUGCACUUCCAUCAUCUUUCACUAUUUUCAACUUUGGGGAACAGAAAGUUGUGAAGAAUUGGCAAAUAUUCUUGUGCGUCAGUGUUGGCCUUUGGGCUGGACUGAUAAUUGGGUUUGUUACCGAAUAUUUCACCAGCAAUGCCUACAGUCCUGUCCAAGAUGUUGCUGAUUCCUGCAGAACUGGAGCAGCUACCAAUGUUAUCUUCGGUCUUGCCUUGGGAUAUAAAUCCGUUAUUAUUCCGAUUUUUGCGAUUGCAAUAAGCAUCUAUGUUAGUUUCAGUUUUGCUGCGAUGUACGGUAUUGCAGUGGCUGCUCUGGGAAUGCUGAGUACUAUUGCUACUGGAUUAGCCAUCGAUGCUUAUGGUCCUAUAAGCGACAAUGCUGGAGGUAUUGCCGAGAUGGCUGGAAUGAGUCACCGAAUUCGUGAGAGAACCGAUGCUCUCGAUGCUGCCGGGAACACAACUGCUGCAAUUGGAAAAGGAUUUGCCAUUGGAUCGGCAGCUCUCGUGUCUCUGGCCCUGUUUGGAGCUUUUGUGAGCCGUGCAGCAAUUUCUACUGUUGAUGUCUUGAGCCCAAGGGUUUUCAUUGGUCUGAUGGUGGGUGCAAUGCUUCCUUACUGGUUUUCUGCUAUGACCAUGAAGAGUGUCGGAAGCGCAGCGCUGAAGAUGGUUGAGGAGGUUCGCAGACAGUUCAACACCAUCCCUGGCCUCCUGGAGGGCCAUGCAAAACCUGACUAUGCUACUUGCGUCAAAAUCUCCACUGAUGCGUCAAUCAGAGAGAUGAUUCCACCCGGUGCCCUCGUCAUACUUACCCCACUCAUUGUAGGGACCUUUUUUGGUGUGGAAACUUUGUCUGGUGUUCUUGCUGGUGCUCUUGUUUCUGGUGUUCAGAUAGCAAUAUCCGCAUCAAAUACAGGCGGUGCGUGGGACAAUGCCAAGAAGUAUAUUGAGGCCGGUGCUUCCGAGCAUGCAAGGGCUCUCGGUCCAAAGGGGUCAGAGCCGCACAAGGCAGCCGUUAUUGGAGAUACCAUUGGUGACCCUCUUAAAGAUACCUCAGGCCCAUCUCUGAACAUCCUCAUCAAGCUUAUGGCAGUGGAGUCACUCGUGUUUGCACCCUUCUUUGCCACUCAUGGCGGCCUCCUUUUCAAGAUUUUCUGAG
Messenger RNA from Rhodamnia argentea, 2350 nucleotides. RefSeq names its product pyrophosphate-energized vacuolar membrane proton pump. Gene Ontology annotation, molecular function: diphosphate hydrolysis-driven proton transmembrane transporter activity; inorganic diphosphate phosphatase activity. NCBI's taxonomy places the organism in Eukaryota, Viridiplantae, Streptophyta, Magnoliopsida, Myrtales, Myrtaceae. Gene Ontology annotation, biological process: proton transmembrane transport. The record is from RefSeq and is a predicted model, not a curated record. Gene Ontology annotation, cellular component: membrane.